CAACUCCAAGACCCUAUGUGUUCUGACCUUAGCAGCUCUCACCGCGGGUCAGCCCUAUGGAGAAGGAUACUGCAAUUGCCAUCUUACCCCGCGUGUUUUCCGUUGCACACCUUAUUAGGUUACCAGACUCUGGGCGAAGAGUACGUUAACAUUGUACAAGUUGACUCCACCAAGAAAAGGGUGCCAUCUUUUCUUCGACGGGCUGUCUUCGUUUCUCUUCACACCCUCGUACCCUAUUGCUUAGAAAAGGGAUUGCUGCAUCUGGAACACGAGUUGCAGAUAGAAGCUGAUGAGUCCAGAACCUCGCAGAGCGACCCAGCGCUUGGCUCAUCAUCCAGCAGGACCUUAAUACGAAACUGGAUACAGAAACAAGCUGGGGAGCUCACAGAACAGCAGAAGAAAAAAGUCUUACAAAUUGUGUAUCUCCUGAAACAAUGCAUACCUUUGCUGCACCGGCUGCAUCUGGCAGUAUUCUACAUACAGGGCACGUUUUAUCACCUGUCUAAAAGAAUCGCAGGGAUCACGUAUCUGCCUUUUAGAGGACUGCAAGGAGAAGAUCAGAGUAUUCGAACAAGUUACAAGUUUCUUGGAAUAAUUUCACUCUUCCAUCUUCUUCUAACAAUUGGUGUUCAGAUGUACAGCUUCAAACAGAGGCAGAGAGCAAGGCAGGAAUGGAAACUACACCGCAACAUGGCUCACCAGAAAAAUACGACCAAGGGAAAAACUACGGGGCGCCGCUCCCGCUGCACUCUGUGUUUGGAAGAACGGAGACACACGACAGCCACCCCGUGUGGCCACCUGUUCUGCUGGGAGUGCAUCACUGAGUGGUGCAACACCCGGACGGAAUGUCCACUAUGCAGAGAGAAGUUUCAUCCUCAGAAAUUGAUCUACCUACGUCACUAUCAACUGUAAAGAAGUCUGCUCUGUUUCAUGACAAGGGCCUCAACUCCCACACCCUUUAUAAAGUUGUCAUGCAGCUGGAGUUAGUCCAAGAAAAAGACUUUAUUAUAAAACUGGUAACUGCCUGUGCAAGGUAGCACUUCAUUCCUGUUUUACAGAAUAAAUGUAUUUCUGCCUCUACCCUUCUGUUUCUUCCAACAUGGUUCUUGACCAUAUUAAAAAUGUCUUUCUAAAAA
This is a messenger RNA of Athene cunicularia (burrowing owl), 1136 nucleotides long. It is a transcript of the gene PEX10, whose product is annotated as peroxisomal biogenesis factor 10. Lineage: Eukaryota; Metazoa; Chordata; Aves; Strigiformes; Strigidae. Gene Ontology annotation, molecular function: zinc ion binding. Gene Ontology annotation, biological process: protein import into peroxisome matrix. The record is from RefSeq and is a predicted model, not a curated record. Gene Ontology annotation, cellular component: peroxisomal membrane.